Molecule: messenger RNA, 2751 nt
Organism: Macadamia integrifolia
Lineage: Eukaryota; Viridiplantae; Streptophyta; Magnoliopsida; Proteales; Proteaceae
Product: ankyrin repeat protein SKIP35-like
Exons: 4
Coding region: 754-2643 (629 amino acids)
Source: RefSeq, a predicted model, not a curated record
UCGUACAAUGAAAAAGUGUUGAGAUAUGGAUUCGACGGCGAUACCCCUUUCAAUUCCCAAUUCUAGAUUCUGUUAUGUGGGUUAUUAGCUAUCUUCAAGUAUUGUGGUUUUUCUCUCCGUCUUCCUUGGUUUUCCCAAUUACCUCUUUUUAACCAGGCAGUUUCUGUGGAUUUGAUCAUGGUGGAUUUUAAGGGCUCUUGACGUUGGACGGACUUAUAGAGGGUGGGUGGUUCGGUUCCCUUCCAUUUCUCUUUCCUGCUGAAGAUUAGGGUAUAACGACGGAAUUGGGUUUUCUGGGACUGAUAAAGAAUGAGAUUUCAGUUUCCCGAUACACGUAUGCUUGCCGAUAAGAGUAGUUGAAUCAUCUGGCGGAGUGAUUAAUCGAAUCGAUGUUGUCUCUUUAAUCAUCUGUGUUUUCUCUACCUACAUUGGAUUUUGUGUUUGAAUCAUACAUCAUUUUGUCUGGUCUUUUGGCUUGAUUCUCUUCUAGGUUUCUGCCAAUCUCCUCGUUUUUCAUGGUGACCGGUUUGAAUGAGUUUGUGGUUUUUCCUCUGCAUCAUUAGACAUUAGAAUCUGAAGAGGUUUACACUUUGUUUACAUCUGUGCGUUUAUCCCAUCCAAUUUUAAGAGGUUUGAUUUGGUGCCUGACAUGUCACACAUUUUUUCUGUUAUUAUGAGAAAUUGAGAGGUGGACUUGGAUUCUAGAGUGUACCAAUUUUGGGAUAUACGGUCCGUCGCGGUUGGUAGGAGGGGAUGGAAGAAGAGAUCAUACCUGUGGUGGAGAGGGAUGGAUUGCAUUUAGGAAAUCAGAUGCAGAUCACUUCCGAUGACUCCUUGUGUGCAGAAAUGGGAACCGAAGAAAAUGGUGGACUCGGAAAUUCUAAGGACAACGGAGAAGCAAUUUUAUCAGAGAAGGGCGAGGGAAGUGACGUCGUUUUCUCAAGAGAGGCACCACUUUUGAGAAAAGAUCCAAUCAUCUCUGGUGGUUGUAGUUGUGGUCCGAAAAAGCUCAAGUCGAGGAUUGCGGCCGCAGAUUUUGAGCUUCGCAAGAAGGACAAGAAUGGGCAGGAUAAGAAGCUUAGUAGGCAAGACAGGAUUGAGCUGGGUCGUAUGUUUCAGGGUGCGGUGAGCUCUCACGAUUGGGAGCUUGCGGAAAGUCUGAUUCUGUUGGCAGACCCACAGACUCUCAAUGACGCCUUGUGUAUCUCUUUGGAUUCGAUAUGGUUCUUGACCACGGAGCAAGAGCUACAUGGCAUAACUGGAUUGAUCAGGAAGAUCAUAGCCAAUGGUGCUUAUGACUUCACAAGGGCAGCACUUAGGACUUCAUUUCUUGCCUCUUGUGUGUCUGCAUGUCAGAGCCGGACAAUGAGUUUAGCAGAUACGGUAACUGUCAUGGCCCAAAGGUUGCAUGAGCGGCUCCAGGAAUGCAACGGGGAUGAAGUUUUGAAGGCAGAAGCUGGUGCUAAGGUCCAGAAAUUUACAGAAUGGGCUUUGAAAUGCAUAGGUUUCCAUUCUCGUUGCCAGGGGAAUAGGGAUAGGGUCAGUCACAGCUCAGCUGUUGAGAUCCAACUCCAAUUGUCAGCAUUCAAGACAUUUCUGGAUCUUGCUGGUAAUCAGCUUACUGGAAAGGACUUCACUGAGGCUUUUGAUGCAGCAUGCUUUCCCCUCACUCUGUUCUCUAGCUCAUUUGACCCUGGUUGGGCAUCGGGAAUCUCAGCAACUGCAAUCCAGGGACUGCUUGGGAUGUUGGUAGAAGGGGGUGCAGAUAAUGUCAAUCAGUGCUUUCUUGAAGCCUCACGUUUUGGGAGUACUGAGCUUGUUCGCAUCUUAUUGCAGAUAGCUCAAAGGAACAGCUUGGACGUCGAUGUUGACCUUGCCCUAGGUUUUGCUUCCCACUACUGCAAGAUUGGAACAAUGGAGUGUCUUGUGGAAGAGGGAAAUGCAAUUGCAUUUUUGGGCCCUUUGAUGAGAGCUGCUGAGAGGGGUUGCAUGCAGGUUGUCCAAUGGUUUGUCCAAAGGGGCUGCCGGGACAUGGAGCUUUGCCUUGCCCUCACCGCAGCUACCUCUAGCAGCCAAGUAGGGAUAGCUGCCUACCUUCUCCCGCAUGUCCCCCAGCAUGUCCUUGCUGCUCUCAGCAUUGAGAUCCUGAAAGCUGCCGGAGAGCGAAGUGGUGGGUCCUUAGAUGGCAUUGCGUUCCUCCUCCACUCUGAUUUUCUGGGGGACCCUGUUGCCACCUAUGCAGUAGCAGACAGCAUUGCAAGAUCAGACGAUGAAGCUGUGGCUCCGGACUUGAAGGCGUACCUGCAGGAGCACUGGUCAGAGGCUGCAUUUUUGGAUGGGUUGAGGCAGGAACAGGAUCAUUAUGUGAACAUUAGGAGAAUAUUGAGGUGGGGUGGGUCACCGAUAUGCCUGAGGGAUCUCCCAGGCCCCCUCAGGGUGGCAAUCACAUACUUGCCUUUGUACAGGGAGUGUCUAGCAGUUCAUGGCUGCUUGCUAUCGCAGCGGCUAAGGGGACAACUUGUGGAAGCAGCAAGAAGGCUUGACGGUGGGCUGGUGAAUGAGAAUAGCCAGGGGAAAGACCUCCUGGCUGUUUUGGAGCAUCAUCUUCCGCUGUUUUUGCUCUGUGGUCCAAAUGUUGCUUAGUGUAUGAUUGAGUCUCCAAUUUUCACUUCUCUCCAAAUAUAUAGCAUCACCAUCAUAAAAAAAAAAAAAUAUAAUAAUAAUAAUAUAUUUAGCAGGGUUUGAAGGUGA